UAUAUAUAAAUGAGGUUUUCUUGAAAGUCGAUUAUUGUUACUUUCCUGCUGGUCCAAUUCUGCUGUCUCUCCACUAGUCCUUCAACUUCCCUCACAAAUUACUUCUCUUCAGAGGCUUCAUCUUUUAAACUUCUUUCAUCAUCCCACAGGAAUGACUUCGGUUGUUCUGGACUUUGUCCAAAUGGUGAGAAUAAUCCUUUGUGUGGAGAAAAAUGAGAUGAUGGCAAUGGAAACUCAGGAGAUGGAUGAAAUAAUUGUCAAGUUGAGUCUGGCUGGGACUGAACAACUCCUUAUCAACAAAUAUCUGUAUGAACAAGAAGAUGAGGAAACGGGAGUAAUGACUCUGGUGAGGAAUGUGAUGAUAGCAAUGGGUCAGAUGGAGAUGGAUGCGACCAGAAUUGAAAUAUAGAAUCAGGAUAUACAUGCAGUGGAUGGCCCUCAACUUGAGUCGCUAAUCCAUGAUCAAAUGGAACCAUAGAUUCUGGGGAACAGUGUGAUGAUAAUAAUGGAACAGAUGGAGAUGGAUGUAGUUCGUCAUGCCAAAUAGAGCCAGGUUACGAAUGUUCAGGAACACCUAGCUCAUGAAACUUAAUCUGAAGUAAUUCAGUUAUUGAUUCAGGAGAACAAUGUGAUGAUGGCGAUGCUACUUCAGGAGAUGGAUGAAACUCAACCUGCCAAAUUGAAUCUGGAUAUGAGUGAAAUGGAACUCCAAGUUCUUGAAAUUUAAUUUGAAGCAACUCAGCCAUUGAUUCAGGCGAGCAAUGUGACGAUGGAGGAGUAGCUGCAGGAGAUGGUUGAGAUGCUUCCUGACAAAUCGAGUCAGGUUAUGAAUGAAAUGGAACACCUAGCUCAUGAAACCUGAUCUGAAGUAACUCAGUUAUUGAUUCAGGAGAACAAUGUGAUGAUGGUGAUGCUACUUCAGGGGAUGGAUGAAAUUCAGCCUGCCAAAUUGAAUCUGGAUAUGAGUGAAAUGGAACUCCAAGUUCUUGAAACUUAAUUUGAAGCAACUCAGCAAUUGAUUCUGGGGAACAGUGUGACGAUGGAGGAGUCACAGCAGGAGAUGGUUGAGAUGCUUCAUGACAAAUCGAGUCAGGAUACGAAUGAUCAGGAACUCCUAGUGUUUGCAAUCUUAUCUGAAGUAAUGGAGUAAUUGACACUGGAGAGCAAUGUGAUGACAAUGGUGUUACUCCAGGAGAUGGCUGUAGUGCAACUUGUCAAAUAGAGUCAGGUUAUGAAUGAAAUGGAACGCCUAGCUCAUGAAACCUGAUCUGAAGUAACUCAGUUAUUGAUUCAGGAGAAACAUGAGAUGAUGGAGGAGUGACUUCAAGUGACGGAUGAGAUGCAACAUGACAAAUAGAAUCAGGGUGGGAGUGCUCUGGAGCUCCUAGUGCUUGAAACCUUAUCUGAAGUAACUCUCGUAUAGAUUCGGGUGAGCAGUGUGAUGAUGGAGGCUCAUCAGGAGGUGAUGGCUGAGAUUCAACUUGUCAAAUAGAAUCUGGAUGGGAAUGUUCAGGAGCACCAAGCUCUUGUAACUUGAUCUGAAGCAAUGGGAGAAUUGACUCAGGAGAGCAAUGUGAUGAUGGUAAUCUCAUCAACGGAGAUGGCUGAGAUAGCACAUGCAAUAUUGAAGGUGGUUGGGAAUGACCUACUUCAAAUCCAAGUUCUUGCAAUCUCAUCUGAUCCAACUCCAGAAUUGAUGGUAGUGAAACAUGAGAUGAUGGCAACCUUAUCAACGGAGAUGGCUGAGAUAAUACUUGUCAAAUUGAAACACUCUAUGAAUGUCCAAUAUCCAACCCAAGCGUAUGCAACUUAAUUUGAAGCAAUAGUGAGCAUAACUCACCAGAAGAAUGCGAUGAUGGAAACACAGUUGACAAUGAUGGGUGAGACAGCAACUGUAAAAUUGAAGAAGGAUGGGUCUGAUCAUCUUAUCCAAGUCAGUGCUCAUUUUGAGGAGAUGGUAUCACAGAAGUGUUAGAGACUUGUGAUGAUGGAAAUACUCUUCAGGAUGAUGGUUGUGAUGAAGUGUGUUCAACAGAACAAUAUUAUCAAUGUACUGGACAGCCCUCCAUCUGAAAAAUAUCAAAAAUAGAAGCUACAGCUGGAGUACAACAAAUUGGGAAUUCAGUAUCGUCAUCAUUAAAUGCAGGAAUGUCAUUACAACUAGUAAUAGCAGUGGUAUUGGGUCAGAGUUUAUCAUCAAUGUGGAUUCUCAUUAACACUCUCCAAAUCAUCCAUUACUCUGCAAUGAUGACUUUGUACUUUCCUAAAAUCAUGGUCACUCUGUUCAGUUUCCUUGGAGUAGCCAACCUUGAAAACAAAAUGUUCUCGAAGCUGUACUUGCUCCACUUCGACAGCUCUCAAGUUGAAGACAGAGCUUCUUGGGAUUACAGGUUUGAAAACCAGAAUGUAGAGUCGACCAAUGUGCUUCUAAACUGAGCUGAUAUGUUCUUUGCAUUGAUUUUAUUGGUUCUAUACAAUAUAUUUAUCAUGACUCUUGCUUGAAUAUUAGGAAGAUGGUGGCCAAGUGGUACCAAGCUUAAAAAGGAUGCAAAAGUUUGCACCAAGCUAAUGACUUUCAUCAGCAAGCGAAUCAGUGUUAUGCAAGAAGACUUUUUCUUCAACUCAGUUUAUAGAAUUGCUUUUGAAUUAUUUCUAGAUAUCUGUUUUGCAAGUCUGUACAGCAUUUAUAAUAUGAAAUGGGACAACUACAUUGAUUACUAUUCUAACAUAGUUUCAUUUAUCUGGGCUUGCAUAUUCAGUUCGGUACUUAUCAGUAUUCCAUUUGUGUAUUUCUGGAUGCCCAAGAACUAUGACAAAGACAGUGGAAGAUUCAAAGUAUUCUUUGAAGACUUUAAGCACAAUCACAAAGUGUACAUGCUCGACCACUUUAUAUUUCUUUUGAGAAGACUAGUCUUGAUACUUGUGUUGAUAUUUAGAUGGAACCAUGGCAUCCAGCAAGCUGGCAUCUUCCUUUUUGCAUGAUUUAUUGUUAUUAUCUGGAAAAUAUUGGUCAGACCUUUCAAAGAUGUAAUUUUAAACUUUCAAGAUAUUGUGUUUGAGUUCUUACUUGCUUUGGUUAUUCUGAUGUAUUUUAAAUUUACGAAUUCAGAAGAUGAGCUAACAUCUUCUGGAAUAAAUCAUAUAGUUGGAUUAGUAUUAUGCACAAUUGUACUCAUAAUGAUUUUGAUUAAUUUUGGAGUGACAGUAAAAAUAUAUAUUCACAAACUUUGAUUUAAAAAAUCUAAAGGAAAAAUAAAUAUCAAAAAGACAAUGACUAGAAUAAGAAAGAAAACAAUUCCAGAACUAAAUCUCAGGGAAGCUUACAAACGAAAAGACAACCAACAACCCACUUCCCCAAUAAAAAAUCCCAACAUCUCCACGACCACCCCUCAAAAAUCCACUACCUCCACUACAAAUCUCGCUCUCUCCCCUUCCAAAUUCUACUCCCGCUGCCGGUCACCUACCUCCCACGCCCACAUGUCCAAGUACAAGUCAGCCAUCAUUGGCAGGGCUAAUAGGCCAGGAGGAGCUAAACUUCAUAUUGCUGCUGUGAAAUAUGCGGAUGUUAGGUUUGACAAUUCUGCAUCAUAA
This is a messenger RNA of Moneuplotes crassus, 3591 nucleotides long. The record is from the annotation of a GenBank genome assembly. NCBI's taxonomy places the organism in Eukaryota, Ciliophora, Spirotrichea, Euplotida, Euplotidae.